Messenger RNA from Mya arenaria, 1455 nucleotides. RefSeq names its product queuine tRNA-ribosyltransferase catalytic subunit 1-like. Gene Ontology annotation, molecular function: tRNA-guanosine(34) queuine transglycosylase activity. The transcript is spliced from 9 exons. The record is from RefSeq and is a predicted model, not a curated record. Lineage: Eukaryota; Metazoa; Mollusca; Bivalvia; Myida; Myidae. Gene Ontology annotation, cellular component: cytosol. The coding region runs from base 65 to 1387 and encodes 440 amino acids.
UUUGUAAGACUUGUUGCUAUUGGCUAAGAGAGAGGGGUUUCCCAAUAGUUUGAGGAUACCCAAGAUGGCGACCAUGAGAACCCAUGCUCUUACUUUCAAGAUAAUAGCAGAAUGUUCAACGACAAAGGCUCGUGUAGGAAAGAUGACACUACCGCACAAUAUUGUUGACACUCCAGUAUUCAUGCCUGUUGGUACACAGGGGACGCUAAAGGGAAUGUUGCCAGAACAACUGAAAGAGCUGGAUUGUAGAAUAAUGCUUGGCAACACUUAUCACUUAGGCCACAGGCCAGGACCAGAACUUUUGGAAAAAGCUGGUGGUCUUCAUAAGUUCAUGAACUGGGAUAGAUGUCUCCUCACAGAUAGUGGAGGUUUCCAGAUGGUAUCCCUGUUGAAGCUGGCAGAGAUAACAGAGGAGGGUGUGAAGUUUGAGUCUCCCCAUGAUGGCUCAGAGAUGAUGCUCACCCCAGAAAAGUCCAUAGAAAUACAAAACUCUAUUGGUGCUGACAUAAUAAUGCAGCUUGAUGAUGUAGUACACAGCACCACGACUGGUCCACGAGUGGAGGAGGCCAUGCACAGAACAAUCCGCUGGCUGGACCGGUGUCUUGUGGCUCACGGACGUCCACAUGACCAGAACAUCUUCCCUAUUGUGCAGGGAGGGCUGGAUGCUGAACUACGCAAACAGUGUGCUCAGGAGCUGACCAAGCGAGAUGUUGCGGGGUUUGCUAUCGGAGGACUGAGUGGUGGGGAAGAGAAAUCUCAGUUUUGGAGAAUGGUCGAUGUGUCAACUGAUCACCUGCCUCGUGACAAACCACGAUAUCUUAUGGGCGUCGGUUUCGCAGAGGACCUGGUGGUGUGCUCAGCUCUGGGAUGUGACAUGUAUGAUUGUGUGUUCCCCACGAGGACAGCCAGGUUUGGCAACGCGCUGGUACGGGAAGGAAGUCUGAAUCUCUGUAAGAAGGCGUUUUCACAGGACUAUCGACCAAUAGACGCCACAUGCGCAUGUUCUACCUGUAGUCAAUACACGAGGGCGUACCUUCACACCAUAGCUGCUAAUGAGGCCGUGGCUAGUUCUCUCAUUACGGUUCAUAAUGUGGCAUUUCAGCUUGACCUUAUGAGGAGUAUACAGCAAUCUAUCAUAGAAGACCGAUUCCCCGCUUUCAUACAGAAUUUCUUCCGUGUCCGACAUCCGGAUGGUCAGUACCCUGUCUGGGCUGUUGAGGCUCUGGCAAAGGUCAAUGUCAAACUGGACUCUAAGGAGGCUAUUGGUGAAAAUGCUGGCCAGAUGGACGGUGGUGAAUUGAGUCAGUUGACAAUAGAAAGUGGCCAAGUUGGACAAACAAAAGAAAGUGGCCAAGUUGGACAAACAAAAGAAAGUGUAAAGUCUUGAUUGUGAAUUUUUAUUAUGUAAUGUAAAUAUAUUGUAAAAACAGGUAGAUAAAUAUACAGAUAAGUCUU